Messenger RNA from Dictyostelium purpureum, 1599 nucleotides. RefSeq lists its product as uncharacterized. The record is from RefSeq and is a predicted model, not a curated record. Gene Ontology annotation, biological process: dephosphorylation. Lineage: Eukaryota; Evosea; Eumycetozoa; Dictyosteliales; Dictyosteliaceae. The transcript has 3 exons. The coding region runs from base 290 to 1525 and encodes 411 amino acids. Gene Ontology annotation, molecular function: phosphatase activity.
AAAUAUUAAAUAGUUUAUAAAAAUAGUAAAUAGAUAAUAUAAUUUAGUAUUACCUCUAGAGGUAAAAAUAUUUAUAUAAUAUAUAAUAAUAAUAUUAACUCAAAGAUUUUUUUAAGAUUAAUUGCUAACCAAAAAAAAGUUACAUAUUAGCAUUAAUAAUUUUAUGAGGAAUAAAAAAUUUAUUUUUUUAUAAUUUUUUUAAAUUUUUUUUUUUUAUUUAAAAAUUUAUUCGUCAAUUUAUUUUUUUAUUUUAUAUUUCCCUAACACUUGGAUCAAAACAAAAAAAAAAAUGAUUAAAACAACAUUAGUUGUUUUGGUUUUAUCAUUAUUGGGUGUUGCUUAUUCCCAAAAACCAUUUUAUUGUCAAGCAAAUUUACCAAAUCCUUCAGAAAAUACAAAUGACUUAACAUUAGAAAUGGUACAAAUUUUAACUAGACAUGGUGAUAGAACUCCAUUAUAUAGCACAUUAAAAUCCGAUAUGUCAGUUUGGGAUUGUGAUUUAGGUUGGUUUAUGGUAUCAAGUCAAAAUAAUAUCCCAGGACCAGCUUCAGAUGUUAACAGAUUAUUUAGAAAAGUUUAUAUGCCAAAUAGAGAAUAUUUCCCAGGUAAUUGUUCAGAUGGUCAAUUAACUUCUUUAGGUUAUUCACAACACAUUCAAUUAGGUCAAGCCCUUCGUGAACUUUAUGUUGAUAAAUACCAAUUAUUACCAACCCAAUUAACAGAUUCAAAUACAAUUUGGGUACGUUCAACUGAUGUACCAAGAACUAUUCAAUCUGCUCAAGCACAUUUAACUGCUCUCUUCCCACCAGCUCCAGUUAGCAAUGGUGAAGGUAUCGCUGUUAUUAAUAUUAAUACUAUGGAUAGUUAUUAUGAAAAUAUGACACCAAACUCUGUUCUUUGCCCAGAACUUGCUAUUUUGCUCGCUAAUGCAACAAGCACCCCAGAAUAUCAAGAAUGGGUUAAAAAUACCACAGAGUUAAAACAACAAAUUAUGCAAGCUCUUGAUAUUUCCGUAUUCCCAGGUUGGAGCUCAUUUAUGGAUUUAUUCUUUGCUACCCAAUGUCACGACUUCCCACUUCCAGCUGGUAUCACCCAAGAAAUGGUCGACGGUGCUUAUGAAGCUGCUUUCUGGCAAUAUUCAUACCAACUUUCAUUCCCAAUGAUUGCUCGUUUGGGUAUGUCAACUUUCUUAGAAGAGAUGGUUGAAAACAUUAGAAACUAUAUUGAUAAUGUUGAUAAUACCAAAUAUUAUCUUUUCUCUGGUCAUGACGACUCUGUUGGUCCAUUUACAAAUCUUUUUGGUUUAAUGAAAGAGUGGCCACCAUAUGCCUCACAUGUCGAACUUGAAUUAUGGUCUGAUUCAAAGAAAAACUAUUUCCUUCAAUUCAAAUGUAAUGGUGAAUCAUUCACAUUAAAUGGUUGUAGUGAUGUUAUGUGUCCAAUUGAUUCAUUCUUUGAAGUUGCCUAUUCAAUUUUAGUACCAGAUUACGUUGAUGCUUGUUCAAAUUCAACCUCAAUCUAUUAAAUAUUAUAAAGAGAUUGUAAUAAAAUAAAAAAAUAUAUAAUUUUUUUUUAGUUUUUUAUUUAAAAAAAAUUGAU